AUGGCCUCCAAGGGCGAAGACUGCGAUUGCCCAACCCAGGCUCUAUGGACAUUCCCAGCGCCGGGCGACAAAUCUCUGAUGCCUGACAAGAAUCCUCAGAGCUCUAGCUUCUUGGUCGAGCAAUACCUUGAAACAUCAGCUCAUCAUCCGCCUACUUCAGGCUUUGGUGCUACUCCCCUGUUCGUAAACGACGUCGUCGAGCUGACAUGGCCUGGGGAUUUUGAUGUUCCUUUUGCGUUGCAUCGAAAUCUCUACUGCAAACCCUGCCAGCAGAAGAUUAGGGAUCAGAGUAGUCAGGAACAGUUUGACUGGGAGUCUUGUUACGAGAGGCCGAACCAUGGGGGAAUAUGGUCUACAAGUUUCGACGUAAUGGGAUCGGGUAUGGUCAAAGUGCCAGUCAAAUUUGAUUUCACUGCAGAAACGGAUACGAUGGUCUGCGCGUUUGGGUUCCCUGGAACGAUGGAAGGCGGUCUUUCGCAAGCCUUUCCCGUCAUCAACAAGACGCCACCACAAGACAGGGGAAGGCGCGCUUUCACGUCUGACGCUCCUCGAGGGCUGCCAUAUGAAGCUGACGAGGCGAAGCCAUCGAGCUUGUACAUGGUUGGUGGCAUGGUUGUCCUUGGGCUUUGUAUGAUGUUCUUUGCUCGAAUCCUCUGGCAAAGGAGGAAGCAAAGGAAUGCGCUGCAAAUCCUCCGGGUUGGCACUGAACAAGGCGGUCUUGUAGACGAGGCAAAGACUACAAGAUACACCGACGACUUGUAA
Messenger RNA from Alternaria burnsii, 762 nucleotides. RefSeq lists its product as uncharacterized. The transcript has 2 exons. The record is from RefSeq and is a predicted model, not a curated record. Bases 1 to 762 code for a protein of 253 amino acids. NCBI's taxonomy places the organism in Eukaryota, Fungi, Ascomycota, Dothideomycetes, Pleosporales, Pleosporaceae.